This is a messenger RNA of Paramisgurnus dabryanus, 2637 nucleotides long. Its product is annotated as UDP-glucuronosyltransferase-like. Gene Ontology annotation, molecular function: UDP-glycosyltransferase activity. The record is from RefSeq and is a predicted model, not a curated record. Lineage: Eukaryota; Metazoa; Chordata; Actinopteri; Cypriniformes; Cobitidae.
GGUUACCUUUGUACAAGCUGCCUGUUAACCAAUUUUUCAUGUGUUUACUUUUUUGAAUGGUCACUAAACUUGCAGUCUACGUUGGUAAUCCUGCAUGGAAUUCACUCAAUGCUUAAUCUAUUUAUUUAUUUUUGAAGCACAUUGAAGGGUAAAGAUGCAAAUAGAUUACUGCAAGACCUGCACUCUUUAGUGAUGUUUAAAACUGGUGGCGUGAAGAUGAAAUGGACAUUGGCUGUGUUUUUGGGGCACUUCAUGGUCGCCCUUGCAUCUGUGGAAGAAAAGACACAGCCUGAAAAAUCUGGUUGGACUGGUAAGCUCUUAGUGGUUCCCAUGGAUGGAAGCCACUGGACUGGCGUCAAGGCUGUUGCAGAGGAGAUGGGCCUCAGGGGUCACAAAGUGACAGUGGUCAUUCCAGAGGUCAGUAUACGACUUGGACCCGGAAAACACUACACUACCAAAACGUUUCCGGUUCCGUAUGGACAGGAAGAACUGAAGCAGCUCCAAGCCCGGAAUGCUGCUGUGAGCAAAGAGCUACCUUUCAUGGAGAAGAUCACUACCAGAAUCAGUAACAUGAGGAGCUUUGUGGACUUCCUAAGAGUCACAGCUGAGAGUCUCCUGUUUAACCAAGAGCUGGUCGAUUACCUGAGAAAGCAGAACUUUGAUGCCGUUCUCACCAGCCCAGUUGUGCCAACUGGUGCCAUACUGGCUUAUAAUCUCUCUUUACCUGCCGUAUAUAUGCUACGGGGCCUACCCUGCGGACUAGACUCGACCGCCACGGCCUGUCCAGAACCUAUUUCUUACGUCCCACGGUUCUUUACAAAAAACUCAGACCGGAUGUCUUUCCACCAACGUGUGCUAAACGCCUUAGUUAGCAUUGUGGAACCUGUGCUUUGCAAAGUGUCAUACUGGUCUAGUGAGAACAUGGCAUCUCGUUUCCUCCAGAGAGAUGUGAGUCUGACAGAGAUCCUGCGCAGUGGUGCGAUAUGGCUUAUGCGGUAUGAUUUCACCCUGGAGUUUCCUAAACCAAUGAUGCCCAACAUGGUCCUAAUAGGGGGAAUUAACUGUGCAGUAAAAGGCUCUCUAACUAAGGACGUGGAGGAGUUUGUGGAGGGUUCAGGAGAAGAUGGUUUUGUGGUGUUCACCCUGGGUUCCCUCAUCGCCUCUAUGCCAAAAGAAAAAGCAGAGAUCUUCUUCAAUGCUUUCAGUAUGAUCCCACAGAGGGUUCUUUGGCGGUACACGGGCGAGAUCCCUGAGAACGUACCUGAAAAUGUCAAGCUUAUGAAGUGGCUUCCACAGAACGACUUACUUGGUCAUCCUAAAGCAAAAGCCUUCAUCACUCAUGGUGGAACGCAUGGUAUCUAUGAGGGCAUCUGUAAUGGGGUUCCCAUGGUGAUGCUUCCACUUUUUGGUGACCAGAAUGACAACGUGCACCGCGUUGCAUCCAGAGGAGUCGGUGUAAUCCUCGACAUCCACGAAAUCACCACAGAAGCACUGGUCGAUGCCCUCAACACUGUUAUUACCAACAGCAGCUAUAAAGAAAAAAUGAAGAAACUGUCGGCUAUACACAACGACCGCCCCAUACAGCCCCUGGACCUCGCAGUCCACUGGACAGAGUUUGUUAUGAGAAACAAGGGUGCGGAUCACUUGAGACCUGCUGCUCAUGACCUAAACUGGUUUCAGUAUCACAGUCUGGAUGUUAUUGGCUUCCUGCUCUGUGUCGUGCUGAUUGUAACCAUAGUGUCAUUUAAAUGCUGUGCCAUGUGCUGUAGAAAGUGUUGGCGGAAAACCCAGAAGAGGAAGGCAGAUUAAUCAUAUAGAUAUGAAACUUAAAUACUUGUUUACAAGUUGUCAGUUUUUUUUAUUAUUAUUUCAGAAAAGUGCUGAAGUUAUGAGAAUAAAACUUGAUUUCCAGUAUUUGAGCCAGCCAUCUUCUAACGUUACAGGGAUCGCAUUUCACUAUUGUCAAGCAGUUUCACUGAACACACCAGUAUGUGCAUUGUCAAAUGCUUUCAGUAAGAAGAAGAAUUACAAUAAUGAAAAGCUGUGAAGGAAAACACAACUGUAUUGAUUUUUAUAAUUUUUAAUGUUUUCUUAUUCUCAAUGUUUUAUGUUUUUGAUUUGAACUCUAAGUGUAGUGCAAACCAUAUGUUGAAUUGAUGAUCUAUUUACUCUCCAUACUCACACACUACAACUACUGUACUGGAUGUGCAUGGGACCAAAUCUGUAACACACUGCUCUGGACUGCCAAAACCCUUUGCAUGGUAAAGUUGAGGAAUAUUUUAUUGCCAACACUGAGGUCAAUGGCAAAAUGGUUCCUGUAGAGCAACACGAAUGGGUUUAGUCCUUUAAAUGCGAGCUCCAAUUAAAACCUUAAAUUGUCUGUAAUGGAAAGAGACACAAGCUGAUCCAGUUUUAAGCUAUAUCUGCAGUAACUUCAAUGCACUGAAUUUUUUAAUCUUUCCCUUGGCACUGAACUUUGCUCCAGUGCAUGAUAAUAUUUUGCUAAAUGAUCACCAUGAAUUAACUUUUGAAAGAAUUUUUAUUUUUAGCUUCUUACAAUGUGAAAAAUUACACUUGUUGAACUGGAUAAAGGAAUAAACUGUUAAAUGUUUGAUUAAAAAAACACAGAAAUACAAA